UUGCCAGGGCUGAUUUGUUCCCAAGACAAAGGAGGUUGGUUUUGUGGCCGUUGUGUAACUAUUUCUUAAGAUGAGUGCGCAUACACUCGGGAAAGUUGUGCAUAGUUAAGGGAUGGAUACCAUUUGCUAAAAGAACAUGGGUUUCUCAGGGGUGUGUUUUCUCUAUGUACUGGCUUCUGCCUGUCGGAUUAUUGGCGUAAAUGCGGAUAAGAAGACGAAAACUGAAGAGGUAUGUCCCGGCAACAACUGGGCCCAGCUAGAUUCGACGUGCUACUAUUAUCUGUCGUCGACGAAGACGUGGAACGCUGCCGAGAAGGACUGCGAAACCCGGGGCGGUACACUGCUCAUAUUCAAGGAACAGAGCGAAGUGGCCAAGGUUUUUAAACAGAUCAAAACAAUUGCCCAAAACAUAGAUUCUGUGCCGCUUUUCUGGAUGGGUGUGCACAAUCAGGAUGAUGACCGCGUCUUCCGGUAUGCAGACGGAAGUGACGUCACAAAGUCCAACUGGAAGAAGAUGCUGAAUGAAGCUUCGGGAUCAGGGCGCUGUCUGGCGCUCAAGUCCAGCCAGAGCGGCAGCAGCAGCAAAAGCUGGGCUUUGACUGACUGCAAACAAACAUUGCCUUAUGUCUGCGAAAUACAACUAUCUGUGGCUCGAUGGUCCGGCUGGAGUCAGUGGACUGACUGUUCUGUGUCCUGUGGGGAGGGAUCUAGAACCAGAACUCGGACCUGCCUCCGCGCUACUGAGGCUUCAGGGGAGUGUGUUGGGGAGGCUGUCAAGACAGAGGUGUGCUCUAACACGUGCAAAUUGCCUGCUGUGUGGGGCGAGUGGAGCAGCUGGGGUGCCUGUAGCAAGACAUGUGGGACGGGGCAGAUGAAGAGGACCAGGAGCUGUCUCAACUCGCAGGACGUCAGUGAAUGUGUUGGGGAACCCGAAGAGACCGGAGAGUGCUCAACAGAAGCUUGUCCUGUCUGGAGUGAAUGGACCGAAUGCAGUGUGACCUGUGGUGGAGGUGAAAGGUCAAGGACAAUUUCAUGUUCUGGUGGAAAAUCAUGUAAAGACGGUUCUUCUGGACAGACUGAAGUCUGUGGGGAGGCCACAUGUCCAGCCUGGAGUGACUGGCAGUCAUGGAGUACAUGCAGUGUCACGUGUGGCCAAGGUGAAAGGUCAAGAUCACGGAAAUGCAGCAAAGGUGACACCUGUCCAGGGGAGAGCAGUGAGAAAGAAGAAUGUCGAGAGGUGGAUUGUGCAGUUUGGAGUGAAUGGAGCACAUGUAGUGUGACCUGUGGUCGAGGUGAAAGGUCAAGGACAAGUUCAUGUAAAGGGAAAAAAUGUAAAGACGGGGCUUCUCAGCAGACGGAAGAGUGUAUGGAGACCACGUGUCCAGUGUGGACUCGAUGGGGAGAAUGGGGUCCUUGCAGCCAAACAUGUGACACCGGUACGAGGUCAAGGUCAAGGUCGUGCCCUGUUGUAGGUGGAUGUCGAGGAGAAUCAACGGAAACCAACAAUUGCAAAAUCACGGAUUGUCCAACCUGGGCUAAGUGGAGCUCGUGGAGUACGUGCAGCGUCACGUGUGGCCAAGGUGAAAGGUCAAGAUCACGGGAAUGCAGCAAAGGUGACACCUGUCCAGGGGAGAGCAGUGAGAAAGAAGAAUGUCGAGAGGUGGAUUGUGCAGUUUGGAGUGAAUGGAGCGCAUGUAGUGUGACCUGUGGUCGAGGUGAAAGGUCAAGGACAAGUUCAUGUAAAGGGAAAAAAUGUAAAGACGGGGCUUCUCAGCAGACGGAAGAGUGUAUGGAGACCACGUGUCCAGUGUGGACUCGAUGGGGAGAAUGGGGUCCUUGCAGCCAAACAUGUGACACCGGUACGAGGUCAAGGUCAAGGUCGUGCCCUGUUGUAGGUGGAUGUCGAGGAGAAUCAACGGAAACCAACAAUUGCAAAAUCACGGAUUGUCCAACCUGGGCUAAGUGGAGCUCGUGGAGUACGUGCAGCGUCACGUGUGGCCAAGGUGAAAGGUCAAGAUCACGGGAAUGCAGCAAAGGUGACACCUGUCCAGGGGAGAGCAGUGAGAAAGAAGAAUGUCGAGAGGUGGAUUGUGCAGUGUGGACUCGAUGGGGAGAAUGGGGUCCUUGCAGCCAAACAUGUGACACCGGUACGAGGUCAAGGUCAAGGUCGUGUCCUGUUAGUGGGGUAAUUGGCAAUCAUGGAGUGCAUGCAGCGUCUCAUGUGGUGUCGGUCAAAGGUCAAGGUCUCGAAAAUGCAGCAAAGGUGACAUCUGCAAAGGGGAGAGCGGUGAGACAGGAGAAUGUCGACAGGUGGAUUGUGCAGACUGGAGAGGCUGGGGUGCCUGGACCCUCUGCAGCGAAACCUGUGGGGAGGGUCAGAGGUCAAGGUCACGGGAAUGUUCUGGUCGAAAAUGCAGUGGAAGCAGUUCCCAGACAGAAAGUUGCAAAGUUCAAGAUUGCUCCAGAGUUGGGCAAAUGGGGCGACUGGACCGACUGCAGCGUCACGUGUGGAAAGGGCAAGGUCACAAGGUCAAGGCCAUGUAGUGGACUGGAGAAAUGUGGACAUGACACGUUACAAACCAAGUCUUGCAACAAACCCAAAUGCAGAGAAAAAGACCACUGGACAAAAUGGGAUCUGUGGAGUGCGUGUUCGGUGACGUGCGGUGUCGGCAGGAGUACUCGACAGCGUCAAUGCGUCAACGCCGAUGGCGACAUAGUCAACACGUGCAGGGGAUCCGACACCGAGUCUAGACAGUGCCUGGCUCCUUGCAAUGACGUGGCCAUUGUGCAGAAACUGCUGCGGGAUUGUCCUCCGGACCAGGUCGCAGGUUUGAAAAAAAUUCAGGAGAAAGUGUCCAACAAAAAGAAGAAGGAAGACAUAUUCAACGGCCAGGACACUGAGGACUGGGUGAUUGAGGGGUACGAAAUUGAGGAAGUGAUUGUGGAUCGGCCUUUGACCUGCGCGCAUAAAUGUCUCCUAACGGGAUCCUGUCGAUCUUUUAAUUACGAGUAUUUGUUGACGGAUGGAAAGAAUGACCUGAGUGUUCCCAAACGCUGUAUGUUGAACAGUGUGAACAAAGACUACGACAGAAAAGCUCUCAAGGAAAAGGAAGGAUACAAACUGUUUGAUCUGGAGCCAUUCUUUAUAUGAACGCAGCUGCGUUUGUUGUUUUACGCCGCAGAGAUAUUCCAGCAUUUCGCAGCGGAUUGUGGAUAUAAACCCAGUGUUCGAUAGCAUGAUCAACAUUAUACACCGGACUGUGACCUAAUCACCCAGCAGCCUGAUCCACAAAGCAUUCUUAACUUUACGACGUGUCGUAACUCUAUAGUUUAUCAUAGCGCUACGAACGUUUUGGGAUCGGGACCUAGGUCUGACAUCACCCUAUCCUCGUUGUAGAGGGUUCUUCCUACAAUCUCGUGGUAUUUGGGGAUCCAAGCGGUGGGGUAGCCUUGUGGUUAAG
Messenger RNA from Haliotis rubra (blacklip abalone), 3461 nucleotides. RefSeq names its product A disintegrin and metalloproteinase with thrombospondin motifs adt-1-like. The coding region runs from base 137 to 3151 and encodes 1004 amino acids. NCBI's taxonomy places the organism in Eukaryota, Metazoa, Mollusca, Gastropoda, Lepetellida, Haliotidae. The record is from RefSeq and is a predicted model, not a curated record. The transcript has 19 exons.